GUCAGUCAAAUUUUUCAUUUCAAAUCACGACAACAUAAAAAAUCGUGAAAAUAUGUGUAGUAUUUUUAACUACGUUUUUACAGUAUUAAGCAUGAGUAACUAAAGUUGUGCCUCAUUUAUUUACCGGUUGUGAUGUUUAUAUCUGGCCGUUAUGGGCAAAUUCAGUACUUACAGGUAUUUAGAGUUGAAAGAUGAUAGUGCGCCGGCGGCCGCCGCGCCCCGGGCCCGCAGCCUCGCGCAGCCGCGCCGCCUGCGGAAGGUGUUUGUCGUGCUCAUCAUAGCUGCCGUCUGCGCCACAUACUUCACCGGUCUAUUCGCGGGCCAGAGUCGUCUGCUGGACGGGCUGGCGCGCUCGCUCGGGUACCGCCACGAGCAUCACUACGCGGUGCUGGUGGACGCGGGCUCCUCGGGCUCCCGCGUGCUGGCUUACAAGUUCCGGGUGCCUUUCACAGUAUUCGGUCAAGUGAAUCUGGAUUUAGAAGAUGAAUACUUCGAGCAGUCCAAACCCGGCCUGUCGUCAUACGCCGACGAGCCAGAGAAGGGCGCAGACUCAAUAGUGCAACUAAUAAAGAAGGCGUCAUUCCUGAUUCCCGAAGACAAGCGAGCCCACACGCCUCUGAUCGUGCGAGCCACUGCGGGACUACGCCUGUUGCCACGGGAGAAGGCCGAUGGGCUCAUAGUGGCCGUCAGAGCCGCUAUAGCCAAAUUAGGUUACAACACAGACGGCGACAGUUCGGUGGAGAUCAUGGAUGGAGCAGAUGAGGGCAUUUACAUCUGGUACACCGUCAAUCUACUGCACAACCUGCUGGGCGGCUCCACGAUGGCGGCUCUAGACUUGGGCGGCGGCUCCACGCAGAUCACGUACCAGCUGGACGAGGAGCUGGCGGCGAGGGUGCCCGCCGGCGACCGCCACGCCGUGCCCACCGGCGGGGUUAACAUCUCCGUGUAUACGCACAGUUACCUAGGCCUGGGUCUGUACGCGGCUCGGUACGGCAUCCUGCAACUGGGCAACAAGACGCCCAACACGACGCACUUCACGUCGCCCUGCGUCGACCCCAUCGUCACCGACGAGCGGUGGACUUACGCCAACAAGGAGAUUGUCGUCAGCGGCCUGUCCCCGGGCGGGACGACGGCGGCGCGGCAGCACGCGGCGUGCCGGCUGCUGGUGGCGCAGUACGUGAAGAGCACGCUGGACUGGGAGCCCGAGGAGCCGCCGCGGGGCAGUGUCGCCGCCAUGAGCUUCUUCUAUGAUGUGGCUGCCGAUGCUGGGUUGAUUGACGUAAUGCGCGGCGGUAAGGUGACAAUCGGCAAGUACAAGCACGCGGCGCAACAAGCCUGCGGGGGCGCCAACAUCGAGCAGCCCUGGGCUUGUAUGGACCUGGUGUAUAUAGUGACGCUACUGAAUGACGCGUAUAAGAUGUCUCUGAACCAUCCUAUAUCGCUAUACAAGAAGGUCAACGGCCACGAGGUGUCCUGGGCUCUCGGCCUGGCCUACACCACCAUCAUGAAUAGGAUCAAUGUCAAGUAGACACACACAUCACCCUCUAUGUAACAUUACUGAUGCUGGUAACUCGUAUUUGUAUAAACUGCCAUGUGUGGUCAGUAUAUUCGCCUAAAUUAUUGCCGAAUUCGCCAACAUUUUUGGUAUUUGGCUGAUAUAGAAAACAUCAAAUACGAAUAGCCAAGUGUGGUAUCAGCAUGAGAGACUCA
Plutella xylostella (diamondback moth) is the source of this 1710-nucleotide messenger RNA. It is a transcript of the gene NTPase, whose product is annotated as ectonucleoside triphosphate diphosphohydrolase NTPase. Gene Ontology annotation, molecular function: hydrolase activity. The record is from RefSeq and is a predicted model, not a curated record. NCBI's taxonomy places the organism in Eukaryota, Metazoa, Arthropoda, Insecta, Lepidoptera, Plutellidae.